Molecule: messenger RNA, 1104 nt
Organism: Fulvia fulva
Lineage: Eukaryota; Fungi; Ascomycota; Dothideomycetes; Mycosphaerellales; Mycosphaerellaceae
Exons: 2
Coding region: 1-1104 (367 amino acids)
Source: RefSeq, a predicted model, not a curated record
AUGCCGACCGAAUUAGAAGAGCUCGUCGAGUUCUUGCAUCAUGGCAAUACUCAGAUCCGACAGAUCGCUGCAGAGAACCUUGUCGGCUACUCAACAGCACAACCGGCACUCUUCAAACGCAACCAACUCGAACCAGUAAAAGACUUGAAGCUUCUGCUCAAAGACUAUGGACCGAUCGCCACAAAUGCACUCACAAUGUUGGUCAACAUUUCCGAGGACGCAGAAGUGCUCAAAUCUUUGUCCGAAGACGACGCUUUCCUCGAAUCAUUAUUACGGAGGGUGACAGAUGCCAAAGAACCAAACGCAAACCUCAUGUGCAUGCUUCUCGCCAACCUCGCCAAGUCCGACAACGUCAAGAAGUUAUUGACUUUGAAGCGAGACGUGCCGAAACCACUCUCGACAUCGCCAAUCGCCAUCGAUCAAUUGCUCGACUGCUUCGUCAAAGGUGCCGGAGGCUCCUACAACAAGGACGCCGACUACGACUACCUAUGCUACCUCUUUGCAGAUCUGGCGAAGCACGAGGAAGGAUGGAACCACUUCCUGACCGCUCGAGCUGAAGGUGAAGACGAAGUCGUGGAGAAGGUCAUCCCACUGACGAAGCUCGUUGUGUUCACCGAGCACAGCUCAGCGAUUCGACGGCGAGGUGUGGCGAGCACGAUCAAGAAUGUCUGUUUCGACAUACCGGCACAUGAAACGCUUCUUGAAGAAGCCGGCGUGAACUUACUCCCGUACAUUCUCCUUCCACUAAUGGGCAACGAAGAGUACGCUGAUGAGGAUACUGAUGGCAUGCUGGACGAAUGCCAGCUCUUGCCACCGGACAAGGAACGCGAGAAGCAGAACGAUAUCAUCCUAAUCCAUCUCGAGACGUUACUGCUUCUGACAACAACGCCGGAAGGCAGGAAGAAGUUACGAGACGUCAAGGUCUAUCCAAUCGUGCGAGAGCUGCAUCUCCACGCGGAAGAUCAGGAUGUUCGGGAUGGGGUCGAUCGAUUAGUGCAAGUCUUGCAAAGAGGCGAGGAAGGAGACGUGCCGCACGAUGCAGACGUCCCGAAAGUGCAGGAGCUCGAGGACGAUGAAGACGAGCAAAUUGUGGACGUGCUAUGA